AUGUGCCUUGAGAAAGGCAGUCAAAGAAGCGGACUCCUCUGACGGACCCAGGGUUCGCGCAUGCGUCUUGAUGCUGGUUGAAGCCAAAACCCGGAGCCCAGGACACCAUCCUGCACAUGCGCAGGAGGCACAAUGACAGUGGAGCGUUGCCUAAGGCUCCGGGGAAAGUGUCUGGCCAUGCUGCACGUGACCCGAGGAGCCUGGGGGUCCAGGGUUCGAGUACGGCCGCAGUUGUCAGCACUCCUUGGGACCCCCCGAGCACUGUCAUCCCUGGCGGAAAAGAUGGGGGUGUACCGCAAGAUGUGGAACCCCACGGAGCCCCGCGACUGGGCCCAGCAAUACAGAGAGCGUUUCAUUCCGUUUUCCAAGGAGCAACUGCUCCGCCUCCUGAUACAGGAAUUCCACUCCAGUCCAGCAGAGAAGGCAGCCCUGGAGGAGUUCUCGGCCCAUGUGGACUUCUGCACCCUGUUCCACUACCACCACAUCCUGGCCCGGCUGCAGGUGCUGUAUGACCCCAUCAACCCUGACAGGGAGACCCUCGACCAGCCAUCACUCACGGACCCCCAGCGUCUGUCCAACGAGAAGGAGGUGCUGCAGGCCUUGGAGCCGCUGUUGGCCCAGGCCAACUUCUGCCCGCUGUCAGAGGACACCCUGGCCUACGCGCUUGUGGUCCACCACCCUCAGGAUGAGGUCCAGGUGACAAUAAAUUUGGAUCAGUAUAUCUACAUGCAGUUCUGGGCCUUGGGCCAGCGAGUGGGCCAGAUGCCCCGUAUGUCCAGUGUGGGCUCCAAGCGUGGCUUCUUCACCAAGCAGCCCCCUGCAGAGAGGAGGUACUUCAAGCGGGUGGUGCUGGCGGCGCGGACCAAGCGGGGCCACCUGGUGCUAAAGAGCUUCAAGGACACCCCGCUGGAGGGUCUGGAGCAGCUGCUACCCGAGCUCAAGGUGCGCACGCCCACGCUGCAGCGUGCUGCGCUCAACCUCACACUGGUGGUGUCCGGCCUGGUGUUCUUCGUCAACGUGGGCAUGGUGGUGCUGAGCGACCUCAAGGUGGCCACGUCCCUGCUGCUGCUGCUCUUUGCCAUGUUCAUGGGCCUGCGGGCCUCCAAGAUGUUCGGGCAGCGGCGCAGCGCGCAGGCGCUGGAGCUGGCGCACAUGCUGUACUUCCGCAGCACGUCCAACAACUCCGAGCUGCUCAGCGCGUUGGCCCUGCGCGCGCAGGACGAGCACGCCAAGGAGGCGCUGCUGGCGCACAGCUUCCUGGCUCGGCGGCCGGGGGGCACGCACUGCCCGCCCGAAGAGACCUCCCGAUGGCUGCAGUCGGAAGUGGAGAGCUGGCUCCGGGCCCAGUCUGGCUGUGAUGUGACCUUCAACGGAUCCCGGGCCCUGGGUCACCUGCAAGCCCUGGCCCCCAGCAUUGGGCUAUACCCUCCCCCGGGUUUCCCCAAACUAGACCCAUUGGCCCCAGGCACUGCCGGGGUCCAGCAGGCCGCCCCCAGCAGUAGAGCCCCGUGAUUGCCACCUGGUCAGGGGCUAAGCUCCGCCCCCUCCACGACGGGCUGCCAAUCACGGCUACUGCACUUUGUCACUCUCCAAUACCCAGUUACUGACAGGUAAAUUUUGGCUACGCUGUAUAUUUAAAGCAGUCAGUUGAGCCUGCUGCCGGUUGCUAGGCAUACCCUCUUCAGGAAUCGAAGCAGCUUUGCCCGGCUUCUGUUAUGGAACCCUUAGUCUUACCCUCUCUCUAGACAUCGAACCGGAGGAGGUGAGGCUGUUAGCCGGUCCCAACUGCUGAGCUUCGGCUCUGUAAGCCUCCAGGCAGAGGGGAGAGAGCUGAGCCCUCGCCAGGCAACGUAUCAUUGUCUUUUUUUUUUUUUUUUCCCCUGGUCUUUUUCGUUUUUAUCGGUACCGGGGAUCGAACUCACGAUUGCCUGCUUGCAAGGCAGGUGCUUAUGCCGCUGAGCUAAACCCCCAGCCCCAUAUCAAUUGUCUUUUUAGCCCGCUGGGUGCCUGUCCAUCACGGGCGCUGGGCGGGGCUCGGCACCCGCAAGUUGAGCCGCUUGGCUCCGCCCCCUGGCCCACCGCCAGCGGCAGCAGCUGGGCACCAUCGGCCAGGGGCAGCCGGUUGUCUCCGUAGAGAAGAAGCAACCAAUCCGAGUUCCUGGCGGAGCCUGGUCUUUGUAUCCGUGUGCUAGCCAUCUGGUCUACUGUCGGGGCUGAAGGUGUUGAAACCGUGCACCAGGCUGGCAGGUGUGGACCUGGCAGAAUCGGAGACCAAUCCCACCCAAGGCUCAUUGCAACUCAGGCUUCCAACGACCUCAGGUGCCUUCCCCGCCUGGGGCUCUCACCUUCUCUACAGAAACUACCUCGGUCUAGAGCCCCCUCCCCCAUGCAUAUUUAUUGGUCUGUGAAUUUCUUCCCAGUUCUCUCCCAAACAAAUAAAUCAUGUUUAAUAAA
Molecule: messenger RNA, 2454 nt
Organism: Cavia porcellus (domestic guinea pig)
Lineage: Eukaryota; Metazoa; Chordata; Mammalia; Rodentia; Caviidae
Gene: Tmem143
Product: transmembrane protein 143
Exons: 8
Coding region: 133-1512 (459 amino acids)
Source: RefSeq, a predicted model, not a curated record